AUGAAGACACAAUUAGGUCAGAUUGUUGAUGCUUUGAGUCAAAGAGAACCCGGGAAAUUUCCAAGCCAACUGGUGAUACUUCAAAGGAACCAAGAGCAAGCCAAAGCGGUCAUAACACUUAGAAGUGGUAAGGUUAUUAAUAAUGGAGUUGGCAAUGAAGUUACUAAUGAAUUUGAUCAUGUGAAUGCAGGUCCCACCCAAGAAGAGAAUGAGAAACUGAAUGAUGAUCCAAGCAAUGUCACUUCUUCGUUUGAAGCUCUAAAUUUUCACAAGGAUGAAAAACCAUACACUCCUCCCAUCCCAUUUCCUAGAAGACUUGCCAAAAGCAAGCAGGAUAAGUCAUUUAAAGAAAUUUUUGAUAUUUUAAGUAAAGUGAAUGUUAAUUUCCCUUUGCUUGAUGUCAUUAAGAAUAUGCCAGCUUAUGGGAAAUUUUUCAAGGAGCUAAACAUUUAUAAGAGGAAGUAUGGACCUAAUGAGAAGGUGAUGGUGUCUGAAAAUAUGAGUGUUGUGCUUCAAAGAAAGCUCCCACCAAAACUCAAGGAUCCGGGCAGUUUUUCUAUCAAUAUCACAAUUGGAGGCUGUCCCACCCAAGAAGAGAAUGAGAAACUGAAUGAUGAUCCAAGCAAUGUCACUUCUUCGUUUGAAGCUCUAAAUUUUCACAAGGAUGAAAAACCAUACACUCCUCCCAUCCCAUUUCCUAGAAGACUUGCCAAAAGCAAGCAGGAUAAGUCAUUUAAAGAAAUUUUUGAUAUUUUAAGUAAAGUGAAUGUUAAUUUCCCUUUGCUUGAUGUCAUUAAGAAUAUGCCAGCUUAUGGGAAAUUUUUCAAGGAGCUAAACAUUUAUAAGAGGAAGUAUGGACCUAAUGAGAAGGUGAUGGUGUCUGAAAAUAUGAGUGUUGUGCUUCAAAGAAAGCUCCCACCAAAACUCAAGGAUCCGGGCAGUUUUUCUAUCAAUAUCACUUGGAAUUGGAGGCUGUAG
Messenger RNA from Prunus mume (Japanese apricot), 978 nucleotides. The record is from RefSeq and is a predicted model, not a curated record. NCBI's taxonomy places the organism in Eukaryota, Viridiplantae, Streptophyta, Magnoliopsida, Rosales, Rosaceae.